UUCGAAUCCGAGUGUUACUUCCAGCACCACACUUCCAAAUUUAUUUGUUCUGGUUUCUCUUCAUUUCAUCUCUCCUAAAACCCUGAAAAUCUUUUUCUCCCCCAAAAUCCCGAAACCCUAUAUAAUUGUGGUUUUUUAAGAAAAAUUAUGAUUGUGAUUAUCAGUACUGAAAUUCCUUUAUUGAGGAAUCUGCUAAUUUAGGGAGAACUCGGAAAAUAAGCGGCAAUGUCGGAAUUUGAAAAUUUGACUACAAAGAAAGUUGCUAAUCGUUACUUAAAGCGUGAAGUUCUUGGUGAAGGUACUUAUGGUGUCGUCUACAAGGCCAUCGAUACCCAGACCAAUAGUACUGUCGCAAUUAAGAAAAUCCGCCUGGGAAAGCAGAAGGAAGGUGUCAAUUUUACUGCCUUGAGAGAAAUUAAGUUGUUGAAAGAACUUGAUGAUCCAAACAUAAUAAAAUUGACGGAUGCCUUUCCCCAUAAGGAUAAUUUGCAUCUGGUAUUUGAGUUUAUGGAGAGCGAUCUUGAGGCUGUCAUUCGGGAUCGAAAUAUUGUUCUAUCUCCUGCUGACAUUAAAUCUUAUCUACAAAUGACCCUGAAAGCACUUGCUUUUUGUCACAAGAAAUGGGUCUUGCACAGAGAUAUGAAGCCCAACAAUUUGUUGCUUGCAUCUGAUGGACAGCUUAAACUUGGGGAUUUUGGUUUAGCACGCAUUUUUGGGAGUCCAGAUCGCAGGUUUACGCAUCAAGUUUUUGCUAGGUGGUACAGAGCGCCUGAGCUUCUAUUUGGAUCUAAACAAUAUGGUCCUGCAGUGGAUAUCUGGGGUGCUGCAUGUGUGUUUGCAGAACUUCUGUUGAGAAGACCAUUUUUACAGGGUUCAAGUGACAUGGAUCAAUUAGGCAAAAUCUUUGCGGCCUUUGGGACCCCAAAGACUGCUCAAUGGCCUGAUAUAAUCUAUCUUCCUGAUUAUGUGGAAUAUCAAUACGUGCCAGCACCUCCUCUCCGCACAUUGUUUCCAAUGGCUAGUGAUGAUGCUUUGGAUUUGUUAUCUAAGAUGUUUGCAUAUGAUCCAAAACUUCGGAUUACAGCACAGCAGGCUUUGGAGCACAGAUACUUCGCAUCACCACCUGCACCGACUAUUCCAUCUUUACUUCCGCAACCUGGACGUAAAGGUGAGAGCAACUCAAUGGUUCCCGAAAGUAAUCCAAAUGAUGGGCCCACAGUGUUAUCUCCACCUAGAAAGGUGAGAAGAGUAAUGCCUAAUAGAACAGAUGGGUUUGAAGAAAAUGUUCACAACGCAAAGUUUGAUGAUCAUGUCGGUGAGAGUGGACUAACAGCUGGAGCAAGCUCCAGAGGUACUGAUUGCAUGCCAAUGUCAAUGGACUUUUCCAGCUUUGGAUCCCGACCAACUAUUAGCAGUGCUGACAGAACACAUCUAAAGCGCAAACUAGAUCUUGAAUUCCAGACGCCUGAUAAAGCUUAAAACUUGCACUAUUAAUUUGUGUAAUUUCAGAACGUUGGGGAGAGCUUUUGUUCAGGGUUUAAUGAUGGUGGUGAAAGAUUUAUUGCUGUUUGAGAGGGUUUGUAGGUGGUGUAGGCGCGUAGCUAUUAAUUGAACUUCAUUUCCAGCUUGACGAACUAGCACUGCCAAGAAAACCGUUGCAGGAACAAUUAAUUUGAUACUUUGUAAUUUCUGUUCUUUUGAUAGGGAGAGUGUAAGGUAAUGCAAUGCCAAAUCUAGUGCAUUAUCGUGAUGGGUGAGGGUGAAGAUCGAGUGUAGAGUCAUACUUUGUUUUACGAGAGUUACCAACUACUCCAAAUGUCUGAGUGUUUAUCAAUUGUUUGUACACAAACUUGUACGAUGUGUAUUGUUCAAUGUAAGUGACCAAACCCCAAAAUUACCCUAACGUUUUUUGGAAUUUUGAAAGACAUGAAGCACUUUCUUCUUCUGUUGACGUUUUAUGUUUGAUGAUUCUUCUUUCGCUCGUGUCUUCAUUUCCUGUGU
Molecule: messenger RNA, 2001 nt
Organism: Amaranthus tricolor (Joseph's coat)
Lineage: Eukaryota; Viridiplantae; Streptophyta; Magnoliopsida; Caryophyllales; Amaranthaceae
Product: cyclin-dependent kinase D-1-like
Exons: 8
Coding region: 226-1479 (417 amino acids)
Biological process (GO): protein phosphorylation; positive regulation of transcription by RNA polymerase II
Cellular component (GO): transcription factor TFIIH holo complex; transcription factor TFIIK complex; nucleus
Molecular function (GO): RNA polymerase II CTD heptapeptide repeat kinase activity; cyclin-dependent protein serine/threonine kinase activity; ATP binding
Source: RefSeq, a predicted model, not a curated record